Molecule: messenger RNA, 2440 nt
Organism: Rhineura floridana
Lineage: Eukaryota; Metazoa; Chordata; Lepidosauria; Squamata; Rhineuridae
Gene: NEMP2
Product: nuclear envelope integral membrane protein 2
Exons: 9
Coding region: 184-1572 (462 amino acids)
Cellular component (GO): nuclear envelope
Source: RefSeq, a predicted model, not a curated record
GGCGCAAACAACCCUGCUUUCUCUUAGGCUGCAAUCCUGUAGCCACAAAUCAACCAGAGAGUAAGUCCCAUUGGACUUACAUCUGAAUAAACGUGCAUCAGAUCCCAGUAUUAGGCUGUAGUCCCAUACCUCGGGGAUGGGGAAACUAGCCUUUUCCUGUAACUCCUAUCAGCCCCACCACGCAUGGCUAAAUGGUUAGGGGUGAUGGGAGCUGGGAGCCCAACAUCUGGAGGCCCAAAGAUUCCUCUUCCUUGCUAUGGGCAUUUACCUGAAAAUUAUAAUUGUAGGCAGUUGAAGACAAUGGAUGCAACCCAUAAUUCAGAAUCAGCUUGUUACUGCUACAUUCCACAUGGAGUGAUACACUUAAAAAAUAUUUGGUCAACUAUUCAGGUGAAAAUAAACAGCACUGAAAUGUUCAAGGUGAUGUCCAUCCCAGAGGAACAUAACUGUCAAAACUAUGAACAUCUGUUUGCCUUUUUAAAGUGCCUGAUUAACAGUAUUUGGCAAUCAGAUGUGUCUAAUGAAACCAUCAUAUCAGUGGGCCAGUAUGGAGACAAAACCUGUUUCAGGGUCCAACCCAGGAACAAUGUACUCUACACUGUAACUGCACACCAAAACAUUUGGACUUCUCCCAUUUUUUUUUGUUUUGUUCUAGUAUUGGAUCGGAAACGCUUUCUGUUGUUUGUUGCUGGGGGCCUUCUCUUUCAUUUCGCACAUAAUCUGAGUAGAAGUACUGUGUUCUAUUAUUCUGCUGGAGUCACAUUUGGUGUCCUUGCCACUCUAGUCUUUCUCCUUUUGAUGCUUAAAAGAUUUAUUCCCAAGUUAAGCACCUUCUGGAUUUUAAUGAGUGGCUUCUGGUUCUCUUCUCUCUACUUUUUUUACACUUUGAAAGAGGAUUUGAAAUGGCUAUGGCAUAACUAUACACACUACAUACUGGGGUAUUGCCUAAUAGUUGGAUUUGUCAGUUUUGCUAUUUGUUACAAACACGGACCACUCAACAGUGAACAAAGUAUGAAUCUCUUGAUGUGGAUGCUACAAGUUACAGGCUUGGUCUUCAUUUAUAUUGGCAUUGCCAUCCCAGAGGUUGCAUAUGCAGUAAUAGUUGCCAUGGUCUGUUCAAAAAUCUUGCAUUAUCCUCUUAGAGUAUUCUGCUAUGUUGGCAGAAAAGCCAAUCAGCUCUUCAAAUCAGAAAAGAUAGAGAUUCGUUACCUGACUGAAGAUGAGUAUCGGGAGCAGAGUGAGACUGAAACCGUCAAAGCCUUGGAAGAGCUACGUACCUUUUGCAGAAGCCCCAAUUUCCCCUCGUGGAUAGCAGUGGUGAAGCUGCAGUCCCCCCAAAAAUUUGCAAACUUUGUUCUAGGUCUUCCUCAUGUGUCGCCUGAAGAAACAACUGCCCAUGAGGAACAGUAUGGCAUUGGAGGGGCCCUCUUAGAACAGCAGCUUUUUAAUCUAGAGAGCGAGGCAGAAUCAGACCACCAAACCAUCCCCUUUCAAGAGGAGGAGAACAGCGAAGAGGAGGAACAUAGGCAGCAACAAAACACGGUGCACUUUCACAGCAGAGAAUUGUUUUGAGGCACUGUGUCAGGAGGUGGGGCAAAUUGCACAGCAGUUUUGCAAAUGAAAGAUACGUAGAACAGUGUUGGAAGAUUCUGCUUUCUGAACUGUAGGGGGCAGCCAAGAUUUUCUGAAGGAUUCACUUCUGCUAUUUCAUUGGUUUCCAGUCUCUUUACCUGUUAAGGUUGCAGAGAUUUAUUGGAGAACACACACACUCCCCAAAGGUGAUGGGUUUAACCAGCUGUUCUACAAAGUGAAGAUUUUUAUAUUGAACACGCGGCUUGCAAGGCAAACUCUUCUCCAGAGAGGGCCUCCACUGACAAAAGAGGACCACUUUUGCAUGGACUUUCUUUUGCUUAAUUGUCAAGACUGGACUUUGGGCGAUUGAGCAAGAGAUUAAAGCCGUUUGUGUAAACCAUUUUAAACUAACCCUUCCUUCCUAAAGGCAAAGAGAAACCGAAGUUGUUGCCUUUGAUUUUAACAUAGCGUGCGUGGAGUUGCUAUUUAAGAGGGAGUUGUAGCUCCGUAGCCUCCUGCAAUUCUCACCUUCCCUCUAUCGUUAUCAUAGCCUGAGUGUUUGGAAAUUGAUAUGUAUGUUGUGGUAGGACAGUGGCAUUUUUCACUACUGGUGGGGAGAUCCAUAGCAUCUUCUGGCCCUAUAUCCAUGCAGCUGCAUGGACACAGGCUUACCUUCCCAACAGUCUGCUGAAUGCUUAGAUGUCUAGGGCAGGUCUGGGGAGUGCAUGCAUGGAGGGGUAGGCCAGUAGGUACAGUCUUGCUCCUCCCUCCACAUAUACACGGUGGUGUAACAGGUGCACACUAAGUCUCUGCUUUGUCAUUUGUAUUGAAUGUUUUUUUUAAAAUAAAAUGAGCCUGUGUGCAUAUA